Colletotrichum destructivum is the source of this 1362-nucleotide messenger RNA. RefSeq lists its product as uncharacterized. Bases 132 to 1133 code for a protein of 333 amino acids. NCBI's taxonomy places the organism in Eukaryota, Fungi, Ascomycota, Sordariomycetes, Glomerellales, Glomerellaceae. The record is from RefSeq and is a predicted model, not a curated record. The transcript is spliced from 3 exons.
UGAUCUCGUCUCGAAUCUCCCUUUUUACCUUCGGGUCUUUCGCGGGGUUUUCCUAGCGGGAAGUUUCCACUCUUACUUAUCUCCCAUCGACUACAUUGACCGCAGGAAACUUGUCCCGGCGACACAACAUCAUGGCACCCGACGCUGGCGUAUGGCAACUGAGCCUCCGUGCUCUGCUGUUGGCCGCGACUGUCGGGACUCAGAAAGCCUUUGCCCAGGAGUGCGCCUAUGCGGGUGGAUGGGCACUGCGCAAUGACAGAUCGUGUCCUCCGACCGCCCCAGUCGAAUGCGGUACAGGCGCGCAGCCUCGAUGUUGCCCCUCUGGCUUCAAGUGUACGGGGGACGGCGACUAUGUAGGGAAUUAUUGCUGCUCUGAUCCCUCUGAUUGCAGACAAUUGGCGCUGGAACGCCCACAGUGCCCUGAUUCAACAUGGAGUCUUUGGGGCGUCAACGGGAAACUAGACAACGGCGGAUGGUGCUGCCAGUCUGGUCAGAACGGCACGUACCGGGAGGACUCGAACGGUAUCGCUCUUCUUUGCACUCCCUCGACAGCUACAUCUCUACCUCAGAGUCACUUCUGGGGCGAAGAAAUCAGUACUGCGUCAUGUUCCACGACUUCAACAACUACGACGACAGCCUCGACGACAGCCACGGCAACUGGAACCGGCGCCGACACGACGCUCGUCUCCACGACGAACGCUGCGCCCACUGCGAGCUCGAACCCCGCAGAGUCCACACUUGCCACGGAACCAGAGACCGUCGGAUCGGGUUCCAUAUCUACCGGCGCCAUAGCUGGUGCCGCCGUGGGUGGCGUGGUUGGCGGUGCCUUACUGGCCGCAGCCAUCUUCUUCCUGUGGAGGAGGAAGAGGAGACAAUCUGCUGCUGGAAGCCCCGAAUCGACUGCUACAUCCGUCGCCGCUGGGGGAGGAACGUCAGGAUGGGCAUACGAAGAGCAGAAUGCCAAGUUUGGACACGGCCACAGCGAACUUGCGGCUCCAGGGCCCCGCUUCGAGAUGGAAUCGACAGCGCAUCAGGCAUAUGAACUGGACGCCUCUGGGCAGGCCAGCCACGAGCUGGAUUCGGCAAACACGAGUACGAGACCGACGCAGAGAGAGGACGCAAAGUUCCGUUAGAGACCGAAGAUACCCUUAUUUGAGCGAUGAACAGAGCAUUGUAUACCGAUGGAGUUAGGCGCAGGUGGUGGCAUUGCCUUUGGAACUCAUGAAUCAUAACCCCGCCCCCACCUGAUACGCAUUCCUGGGACAGUCCUUAUUUCGUCGAAGAAUCGCCUUUGAUUAGCUUCGUUUCGAAACAUGAAGUAUUCCGCUAGAACUUUUAAACUAAUACCAUUACCAUUUAUUC